Struthio camelus australis is the source of this 7605-nucleotide messenger RNA. RefSeq names its product syntaxin binding protein 5L (gene STXBP5L). Gene Ontology annotation, cellular component: cytoplasm; SNARE complex; plasma membrane. NCBI's taxonomy places the organism in Eukaryota, Metazoa, Chordata, Aves, Struthioniformes, Struthionidae. The record is from RefSeq and is a predicted model, not a curated record. Gene Ontology annotation, biological process: regulation of exocytosis; regulation of protein secretion. Gene Ontology annotation, molecular function: GTPase activator activity; syntaxin binding; myosin II binding.
AUCCACUCUUCUAAAAUCCUGGAGGCAGGAAUACCUGUUAUUGACAGGCUUUUGGGGAGGGAGAGGAGAUUGAACGUAGUUGCAUUUUUGCAGUUUGGUUAAAAUAUCCUGGUGCCGAGGGCAAAUUAUAGACCAAAAAAAAAAAAAGAUAGAGAGAUGGACCCUACUCUUUUGGAUCCUGGCUUGAACUUUUUACUUACUUUUCUUCUUUAGCCACAGCUAAAUGUGGAUUCUGUGAGAGGAGUCAGCCGGUGGGUUUUCCAUUGUUCCUUGUUUGAACAUAAAUCGUAGUUUUGCUGCUUGUGGAAUUUUUUAUUUCUUGAAAGGACCUCUCCAGGUAGCUUUUACGUCUGACAAAAUGAAGCCUUUGUAUUUUUCAGUCAAUUAUACCUAAUACUAACGUUCUGUUUGGUACAAGGGACUAAAGUGCUGCCUCACUCAGAGGACCGUUAAAGACUUUCUCUUCUGCUACACGUAGCUGAAUGUGUUAUGAUACAUCCUUUCCUCCUCCCCAAACCCUCCUAAAGAUUUUUCCAAAAUGAAGAAAUUUAAUUUUCGCAAAGUUCUGGACGGUUUAACUGCCUCAUCCCCUGGUGGAAGCAGUGGUGGUGGCAGCGGCGGUGGAAGUGGGGCUGGUGGUGGCUCCAUGCACCCAGGAGGAACUGCGGGAGCUGCAGGGACUCCCCGAGAUGAGAUCCAGGAGACGCUAACUUCAGAUUAUUUUCAAAUUUGUAAGACUGUUCGCCAUGGUUUUCCUUAUCUACCCACUGCCUUAGCUUUUGACCCAGUUCAGAAAAUUCUGGCAAUUGGGACAAGAACAGGAGCCAUACGAAUACUGGGCAGGCCUGGUGUUGAUUGCUACUGCCAACAUGAGAGCGGUGCUGCAGUCCUACAGCUUCAGUUCUUAAUCAAUGAGGGUGCUUUGGUCAGUGCAAGUGCAGAUGACACACUUCAUUUGUGGAAUCUCAGACAGAAACGACCAGCUAUCCUUCAUUCUCUGAAAUUUAAUAGAGAACGGAUUACUUACUGUCAUCUACCUUUCCAGAGUAAAUGGCUUUAUGUUGGAACAGAGAGGGGAAAUACACACAUUGUAAAUAUCGAGUCCUUCAUUCUUUCCGGAUAUGUUAUCAUGUGGAACAAGGCAAUAGAACUAUCCACAAAGACUCACCCUGGGCCAGUAGUACAUUUAAGCGACAGCCCAAGAGAUGAGGGAAAACUGCUGAUAGGCUAUGAAAAUGGGACUGUAGUAUUCUGGGACUUACGCUCUAAAAGAGCUGAUUUGAGAGCUUAUUAUGAUGAGGCUAUUCAUUCUGUUGCUUGGCACCAUGAAGGGAAACAGUUCAUGUGCAGUCACUCUGAUGGCAGCUUGACCCUCUGGAACCUGAAAAGUCCUAAUAGACCAUUCCAGACCACAAUUCCACAUGGAAAAAUUCAGAGAGAUGGAAAAAAAACUGAAUCUUGUAAACCAAUUCUAAAAGUAGAGUACAAGACCUGUAAAAACAGUGAACCGUUUGUGAUAUUUUCUGGUGGACUGUCAUAUGACAAAGCUUGUAGAAGACCAAGUCUAACCAUCAUGCAUGGGAAAGCGAUUACAGUUCUUGAAAUGGAUCACCCUAUAGUUGAUUUUUUAACUCUUUGUGAAACUCCGUAUCCAAAUGAAUUUCAAGAACCCUAUGCUGUGGUUGUGCUUUUGGAAAAAGAUCUCAUUGUUGUUGACCUGACACAAAGCAAUUUUCCAAUCUUUGAAAAUCCAUAUCCCAUUGACAUUCAUGAGUCACCUGUUACCUGCACAGAGUAUUUUGCCGACUGUCCUCCAGAUUUGAUUCCUGUACUCUAUUCUGUAGGAGCAAAACAUAAAAAGCAAGGAUACAGCAAUAAGGAGUGGCCAGUCAGUGGUGGAGCAUGGAACCUUGGAGCACAGACGUAUCCUGAAAUUAUUAUUACAGGCCAUGCAGAUGGAUCAGUAAAGUUUUGGGAUGCUUCUGCCAUUACUCUACAGAUGUUGUACAAGUUAAAAACAUCAAAGGUGUUUGAAAAACAGAAAUUAGGAGAAGGAAAAGCAACAGCUGAAAUUGUGGAAGAAGACCCUUUUGCUGUUCAGAUGAUGUAUUGGUGUCCUGAAAGUCGAAUUUUCUGUGUGGCAGGAGUUUCUGCAUAUGUGAUUGUUUACAAGUUCAGCAAACAUGAAGUAAACACUGAAAUUGCAUCAUUAGAGGUACGACUUCAGUAUGAAGUAGAAGAUAUCAUUACUCCUGAACCGGAAAUCGUUCCGCCAUUUCCUGAUGCCUCCUCCCAGCUUCCUUCUUUAAAGAACCUUUCAGGCAGUACCAACACUGUAGCAUGUGAAGGAUCGAUGAAGGACAGUAUCCCGUGUCUUAGUGUUAAGACUCGACCUGUGCGAAUGCCUCCUGGAUACCAAGCAGAUCUUGUUAUUCAGUUGGUGUGGGUGGAUGGCGAGCCUCCGCAGCAGAUUACCAGUCUUGCUGUAAACUCUGCUUAUGGACUAGUGGCAUUUGGAAACUGCAAUGGUUUGGCCGUAGUGGACUUUAUGCAGAAGACAGUACUGCUGAGCAUGGGAACCGUUGACCUAUACGGAUCAAGUGAUCCUUACCAGCGUCAACCCCGUUCUCCUCGCAAAAGCAAGCAGUUUACUGCAGACAACUUUUGCAUGCGUGGCCUGUCUAACUUUUAUCCAGAUUUAACGAAACGGAUCCGUACUUCCUAUCAGAGCCUGACUGAACUCAGUGACAGUCCAGUUUCCCUGGAGCUAGAGCGUUGCAAGUCUCCCACUUCAGAUCAUGUCAAUGGUCACUGUACAAGCCCAACGUCCCAGAGCUGCAGUUCAGGAAAACGACUUUCUAGUGCGGAUGUCACCAAAGCAAAUCGCCGUGGGCCUGGGAGGCCCCCCUUUAGAAAAGCACAGUCUGCCGCCUGCAUGGAGAUUUCUCUCCCCGUCACCACAGAAGGUUACAUUUCCAGACGGGCAAUGCUUCAGCAAUUACAUGGAAUCAGUACAUUCUCACACGACGAGCGUCACUACACUGCUCACAUAAGGAUGAACAAAGAGAACCGAGAAAACUCCUUCAGCCGUUCCCGAAGCUCCAGUGUGUCCAGUAUUGACAGGGACUCCAAGGAAGCAAUUACAGCUUUGUACUUCAUGGAGUCCUUUGCCCGGAAGAAUGACUCUGCUGUCUCCCCCUGUCUCUGGGUUGGAACAGGCCUUGGUAUGGUCUUAAUCCUCUCUCUUAAUCUGCCUGCUAGUGAUGAAUUACGGCAGACAGAGCCAGUCAUGGUCUCACCAAGUGGCACAGUCCUGACACUGAAAGGAGCAGUGCUGACCUUCGCGUGCUUGGACUGCAUGGGGACCCUGACACAUCCACCGUAUGAAGUGUGGCGGGACCCAAACAGUGCUGAUGAUGGGGAAAAAACAAGAAAAAGGAGACUUGUCAUGCAUUCCCCUUCCUCUUCCCAGGACAUGGGUGAUCAUCAGUUUGCAGUCAUUUGUUCAGAAAAACAAGCCAAAGUCUUCUCAAUGCCCUCCCAAACAUGUCUUUAUGUCCACAACAUCACUGAAACAUCCUUUUUAUUGAGAGCAGAUGUGGUCACCCUCUGUAACAGCGUCUGUCUGGCUUGCUUUUGUGCCAACGGGCACAUCAUGACAUUGAGCUUGCCCAGCCUUCGCCCACUGCUGGACAUCAACUAUUUGCCUGUAACAGAUAUGAGGAUAGCGCGGACCUUUUGUUUCACGAAUGAAGGGCAAGCUUUGUACCUCAGCUCUCCCACAGAGAUCCAGCGCCUGACAUACAGCCAGGAGAUGUGUGACAACCUACAGGACAUGCUUGGGGAUUUGUUUACUCCUGUGGAAACACCAGAAGCCCAAAACAGAGGCUUUCUCAAAGGACUUUUUGGAGGAAGUGGACAAGCUUUUGACAGAGAGGAGCUUUUUGGUGAGGCCACGGCUGGAAAAGCCUCUCGCAGUCUUGCCCAGCACAUCCCUGGAUCAGGGGGGAUCGAAGGUGUGAGAGGAGCUGCAGGAGGAGUUAUUGGGGACUUGACUCGUGCACGCAUUGCCCUUGAUGAGAGAGGACAGAAACUGGGAGAACUGGAUGAAAGGACUGCAAGCAUGAUGGCCAGCGCAGAGGCAUUUUCCAAACAUGCACAUGAGGUGAUGCUGAAAUACAAGGACAAAAAAUGGUACCAGUUUUAGACUUUUGGAGAAGCUACUUGUGGCUUUACUAAGAAUGCUGUUCAGGGAACCAACAUUCAUUCCUAGAUAUACCAGGCGCUGGCCAGAAACAACUAUUUUUCUCCUAGAAGAUGUUUUCCUGUUACUCAGUUGGAUUCAUCACAGUUGGCACCAAGGAGAAAUUUUACAGACCACGAGAUGAAAGCCAGAAUCAUGGGGGUCCUACUCCAACACUUAGCUUAUGCAGCAGCCAAUUUUUUUCCCCAAGUGGAACUCAACGAGCACUGUGGCAUGUAGUUUUUCAGAAGCUGUAGGUAUGAACUGAAUGGGGAGUGUGUCUGGUUAAAAAUAUUCUGUACAAACUAGAAUGUUAAUGCACUUAUAAAACUUGCAUGUCUAAUUGACAACUUAAAAAAAAGAAAAAGAAAGCAUGUUGUGACCGAAGGGAAAAAAAAAAGGAUUUAUUUCUAGUCUGAGCAAAAAAAUUACUUAAACAUCAAAAAUCUUUAUUUUUAAAAUGACAUUACAAAAAGACAGUACCUUUCAAGCAUGUUUGCUACUGUUCUCAACAGAAAAGUGAGUUGAGCUGCAUAUUCUUAUCUGCUAUUUAUUUUCCUUGAAAAACCUAGCUUGAAAUCAGUGCUGUUUAAUUCCUAGCAGAAAAAUAAAUAACUUCAAAAUCCUGUGCCCAAAAUUACAGCUUUUUCAAGUAGCAAGACAGGCACUAACUGAAAUGUCAUUUAAACAUGAGAGUAGACAGUUUAUUUGCAAGCCAGAGCACAUGAAAUGUCAUCCUUAUCUGUAAAAUGUGCUCUAGAUUCAUCUCAGUUGUCCUUGAAGGGGGCUAUGGCAUUUUUCAUCCUAGUAGUUUCUGUAUCACUUGGUUGCCUUAUUUCUCAGUAGUAGGAAGAGAAGACAAGCUUAUGAAAUCACUUUUGAAUUUAGCAAAGGAAAGGUGGAAAACAGUGCUACAAGGUGGAGAGUCCUGUUGAUUUCUGCUCAAUAUAGCUGCUCAGCAGCUUGCAGAACAGGGACUUUCCUUAAGUAGUAGGUUGAAAUUACGCUAAGGAAACUGCAGUGUAACCCCCGUAAAGCUGGUGGCCAGAAAUCACAACAACAAGACUAAAAGAUGGGCCUGGGGAGGAGCGUGAAAAACAACUGUCAGCAUAUGGCAUCGCAUUGGCACAUACGUAUAUAACACCACAGGUGCGUGGCAGUUAGAUUUUCUGCUCCCAUUGCUAAAAGUAAUUUGCUUCUGCCUCAGAGUGGCUUGUUUGGUUUCUACAGUGAACUCUGCAGAAAACUCACCAACUUGCAGAUACAGAAGAGAACAGUAAAUAGCACCUACUACCUAUUACCAUGAACAGACUCCUAUUCCACAUGAGUAUGUUGCAGUUACAGGAGCCUACAAGAUCCUGACUUUCACAGAGGCCAAACAUGAAGUUAGAAAAAUUUUCCACAACUAGCUUCGAAACAAGGCACUCAAGGCCUGUUUUCAUGUACCUGGACGUAAGUUCAAAUUAGAAAAGGAGAGUGAGGAAAAGCAGCAUUAAAAAUUUUUCUGAGAAGAGAAACAGCCUCUGUCCCUUCAAGGAGUCUUGACUGACACUUGGAUGCAGACAGAGACAGCUCCACUCCUAACUAGAUCUUAACUUCAGUGAUAUUUGCAUCAUGCUAGUGUCAGAUGAGCUCGCUCUCAAAAGAUGCCUUCCGCACACCUUUCAUUUUCCUUUAAUAAAAUGGAGCCCAGGAAAUUGUACAGCGCUGCAGCUUCCAGAGGUCUGCCUUCACCAUCAGCCCAGCCGUGCAAGUUAGAGGGACAGAACAGAUUUGAGAUGUUACGUUUUAAAUUCACGUUGUAGCACAACAGAAAUUCUGGGCUUUACAGGAUUUUUACAUUUCUCUGAGGACAAAAUCAAAAUUACAGCUCUGACAGCUCUAGCUCAACUGGAAAUGUGACAAGACAAGUUUCUCUCUUUGUCAUGCAAAAAACUGCACUAUAAUUGUAGAAGCUAAAGAACGAAGAUAGUAGAAACUUGUGGUGAAAAAGGUCAAAGUCUAAGCAAUGCCUAAGUCUGGGUUUCUGCUCAGAAUUAAGGAGUUGUAAUUGCCCAUGACCGAACAGGAUGUCUGUGUGUUCCAGGAAACUGCAAACUCACCACUCUGAUGCCAGUAUGAACCAGGUUGAGGAACUCCUUCCUGAUCACAGAACUGGUCACUUGCAUAUGAUGAAGAAUCACUGUAACUAGGCAUCUAGACUGGCAGACAAAUGAGAACAUUAUAGCAAUUCUAUUUUCUAUGUUAAUGUACAUUCACUCUGCCUAUACUCUGGCCACUACUCUUAAAACACUGAUCUCUGGGAUCAUUUCAUGCACCUGAUCCUUCAAACCCCCCAACCAGCUUUAUAGACCUUAUUCUUCCUAGGUUCUCUGCUUCUACAGAGAAGCUAAGUAGUCUUCAAUGAAAUCAAGUCAAGGCCAUUCCACCUGAGUUUGGGCCGUAACCAGCCCUAUACUUGCUUCUGCACUUAGCAUAGUGCAGAUGAAAAGGCUGUUUCCAAUUUAAGUAUAACGUGAAGACCCAUGAUGACAGAGCCAGUUUCCAAAUUAGUGUAACCUGUCAACUUCUAGAAAAGCAGCCCAGGUGAGUGCUAGCACCUCGUGGUAAGGCAACAGUUGGUACACUUAAAUGACAAGGUAGCUACUAGUUCUAUGUUACAUGUUCAGUAGGUUGUACCUCGUGUAUGUUGCUAAUAUUGCAAAGGUCUUCAUUUCCUUGAUCUCAGUGGAAGUGUCUUCAGGCUGGAGCUAGAGUGCAAUCACUCAUUUGAGUCAGAUGCAAAAAAAAACAAAAACAAAAACAAAACAAACAAACAAAAAAAAAACUAAGCGCAACUUUUAAGCAGCAUGCCCAGAGAGAAAAGUAUCUUCAAUAAGUCAUUUACACCAUGUCUGACUUGCUUUGGCAGCGGUCUCUAGCUUAACAACAGGGAAAAAGCCUGCCAGUAGACUUUGAUGUGCAUUUUUAUGCAACAGAAAAAUGAGAAUUUAGCAUCCCUCUAACUUGCAAUUUUUAAUAAUAGACUCUUUUAAGCAACUUUUCUCUAGUACUCCUCAUCAAGUCACAGCUGUAUCUUGCUUUCCACCCUUACCUAUUUUACAUAUUUCCAGACAGUUACAAAUUACCAUUUCUGUUAAGAAGUUCACCACUUGUGACUCUAAUUAUCAAUUUUCUUGUAGUCUGUAGAGAUCCGAAAAGUUGUAUAUGUUUGUAUAUAGAACAUUCUACAUAUAAAAAUAUAUAUAUAUAUGUAAUGUACAUGUUGUAUAAGUUUGUUAGUGCACACUGUUAAAUGCUUUCUAUCAAGAUUUACCAUGUAUGUGAGGAAAAAAAAAAAAAAAAAAAAAAAAAAACCUUCA